AUGGCACGCACGAAAUACAUUGUGACAUACAAUGCACUAAAAUCAUUCUUCCAGCGCCAUGAGACCGAAGUGGCUGAAAUAGAAGUACUGCCACCUGCUUUGUCAACCGACGGCAUGUUGGAGGAUGGCUUGUGCCUUGGCAUUCCAAAACAGGACCUCGUAGUUGCAUUUCUGCAUGCGCAGACGUUGUUUUUCAGCCGGAAUACUGAAGCUGAAGUUUGCUACCCUGUAAGUUUCCUCGACGCAACGAAAAUCAUACUACUCUCCGAUCCGGAGCAUUUGACAGCUGCCAAUUAUCGGAAGCGUCACCUGCUCCAACUGAGGGACCAGUCCGCAAACGAUACGGCAAUAGAAAUGCAACGAGCCUUGCUAGCUGAAUUGUGUUUCCUGGACAGCAUUGUCACUUCUCCUUUACAUCGGCAAUCCAAAUCUCCGACUUUGUGGCACCAUCGUUGCUGGUUGCUCCGAACGUUCUAUCCCAUGAUGUUACGCAGUAGAAAUUUGGAUCAUCAAGAGAAUACUCAAAGCUUUGUCAUGGCAGAGCUCGCUGUCAUUUCCAAGUCUGGGGAGCGACACCCGAAAAACUACUACGCCUGGCAAUAUGGUCGGCGUUUGUUUGAGGCGGCAGAUAUAUACAACAGUUUGUCUGCCAAAUCAGACUUUCAAGAAUUGCUACGAGUGAGCAUAAAGACCGUCCACGGCUGGUGCUUGCGUAAUCCAAGUGAUAUAUCAGGCUGGUCUUAUAUUCUCUAUCUCCUACGACGCCUAGAGCCAGGCCAAGAUGUUACUGAAGUGAUUGUUGACAAAACACUUCAACUAGCUUAUGAUUUCCGUUGGCAUCACGAAUCGCUCUGGGUUUUCCUACGAACUGCAAUUGCGGAAGGUUGUCUACUUUCUGAGGAGAAAAGAAAAAUCUAUUUGCAAAGAUUGGAGAAAGACUUUACACAAGACACAACCAUUACGCCGAAAGAUCCUACCAGUCAACCCGAAACCGUAACACCACAAACUCCCGUCAUUGCCUUGGAAUGGAUCCGAUCAAACAUGUCGACAUUGGCCACUUAA
Messenger RNA from Aplosporella prunicola CBS 121167, 1062 nucleotides. RefSeq lists its product as uncharacterized. Gene Ontology annotation, molecular function: protein prenyltransferase activity. Lineage: Eukaryota; Fungi; Ascomycota; Dothideomycetes; Botryosphaeriales; Aplosporellaceae. The transcript is spliced from 2 exons. Gene Ontology annotation, biological process: protein prenylation. The record is from RefSeq and is a predicted model, not a curated record. Gene Ontology annotation, cellular component: cytoplasm. The coding region runs from base 1 to 1062 and encodes 353 amino acids.